Ceratitis capitata (Mediterranean fruit fly) is the source of this 840-nucleotide messenger RNA. RefSeq lists its product as uncharacterized. The coding region runs from base 127 to 756 and encodes 209 amino acids. The transcript is spliced from 2 exons. NCBI's taxonomy places the organism in Eukaryota, Metazoa, Arthropoda, Insecta, Diptera, Tephritidae. The record is from RefSeq and is a predicted model, not a curated record.
CUGGUAGCACUUAUAACCUAAAAACAAUUUACAAAAUCAACAAAUAUAUUUUCGUAAAAUUUACUGCAGCUUUUGUUUCUAUUAUCAUUUAUUGCGAUUUACUUAACGACUUAUCAUAUUUAAGCAAUGAGUGACGACAUUGAUAUACAUUUACAAGAACAUUAUCAAAAAGAAGAGGAGACACUGCGACAGCUGCUGAAAUUAGAGGAAUUGUUUCGGGAUCACUUGGUCCUCACAAAGCGCGAAAUGGCUUUGCAAAAAGAGUUAGUAAAUCGAUUGUGGGUUCUAUCUCAGCGCUAUGUUAUUCUAAUCAGUACAACGGGGUGUUGUAAGCACCCGGAAGUCUAUUCUGGCCCCACCGAAGAUAUCUUACUUAGAGAAUAUUCAGAUAAAUUAAAUCUUUUGCGCACAUCCAAUUGUCGUAUUUCAGAUUCUCUUCGAAAACUUCGACAAAAUUGUAUCGCUUUCAAUGCUCUUCACAGCCACUUGGAUAUGACUUUAGGGACUCCAUUCAUAACGGGUGAUACAUUUCAUAAACCUAUAGGAUUUUUUAUCGAGCUUGUAGAUGAUUUGUUCAAGUAUUUUCACGCUUUGCAAUUGAAACUAAAAUAUCUGAGCCAUCAGUUAGACCCAGUGGAUUUAAUGGUACUUGAGGAAUAUAAAGUAGCUUUGGAACCAAGCGAGGACUUCGAGGAAUACUUACACACAGGAUUGAGUUACUGCAAAUGUUUACGUCCUAAGAAACUUUGUCAAUAGCCAAAUUUGUAUAUUCUUGUAUUUAAUUGUGAUAUUAAUGAAUAAAUAUUCAGAGAUUUCGAAUGUAUGCAUAUAUACAUAGAA